GAUGGUUCUGCGCAUGGUAGGCGAACAGCGGAAAACACGAUAACCAGUCCGACACCAUCACUGAGACGGUGGAUGACAGCAAGCCAGCCCAGAUGCAAAGAAGAUUACCAUUGUCUUUACUGCCGUCAUGCAAGCCAGUCCCAACUGUGAGACAUGAGUCCCAUGCUUUUCCUGGACAGAACGGAUCAUUGCACAUACCCCCUCUCUGUCCCACGGGCGACUACCUUCCACAGGCAGAUCCCAAACGGGCAGGGCCGAAGCUUCAGGAGCGCCAUCCCUCAUCCUUCUUCCUUCGCGGAUGGCAUAACCAACCCAGGUCAGCGGACUAUUGGCUGGGAGGCUUUCUUCACCGGCUGUUGCUGCCUGAGGGAGAGUCGAUCCGGCCACCUCCGUGCCCCAGUUAUCGGCUGCCAUUGGGAGAUCCGCCGGAGUCCCUGACGAGUGGAGGCCGCCAAGGCGCCGUGGGUCUCGGGUGGGCUGCCUGGACGGGUGAAGAUCGACGGACCCUGAGCCUCUGGGGGACACAACUGGAAGAACGUGCCAGGCACCAGCCUAUCUUAUCGGGCCCCUAGGGAUGCAAUGUAACCUCGGAAGUGCUGGUCGGCCGUGUUGCUGUUCUCCCCGUCUGCCGACAGAUAGGAGGCCCCCGACGGGAUGAAGACCGGACGAGGGAGACCUCCAAGGGAUAAAUAGGUUGUCCAGUCCAAGGGGGGUUGGAGGACCAGACACACACAUACUCUCCAAUCCUCUGCGAGCAGGCCAACAGUCAGC
Aspergillus ibericus CBS 121593 is the source of this 771-nucleotide messenger RNA. RefSeq lists its product as uncharacterized. Bases 93 to 572 code for a protein of 159 amino acids. NCBI's taxonomy places the organism in Eukaryota, Fungi, Ascomycota, Eurotiomycetes, Eurotiales, Aspergillaceae. The transcript has a single exon. The record is from RefSeq and is a predicted model, not a curated record.